Messenger RNA from Populus euphratica (Euphrates poplar), 1071 nucleotides. RefSeq names its product NAD(P)-binding Rossmann-fold superfamily protein. Gene Ontology annotation, molecular function: oxidoreductase activity, acting on the CH-OH group of donors, NAD or NADP as acceptor. The record is from RefSeq and is a predicted model, not a curated record. The transcript is spliced from 6 exons. The annotation marks the transcript as partial. NCBI's taxonomy places the organism in Eukaryota, Viridiplantae, Streptophyta, Magnoliopsida, Malpighiales, Salicaceae.
UUCCUUGUCUCUUUGAUAUAAUAGUCAUUACACACGCAAAUCAAAGCAGCCCAGCAAGAGAGGCUGGCUUGGAUACUGAAGCUAGCCAAGAGGGGGGUCAAGGAAAUGGAGGAAGGGAAGAAUACAGAGGGAGCUCUUCCUACAUACUGUGUUACAGGUGCAAAUGGCUAUAUAGGGUCUUGGCUAGUGAAGCUUCUUCUUCAAAGAGGCUGCAUGGUUCAUGCCACCCUUCGUGAUCUCGCUAAGUCCUUGGAUCUUUUAUCAUCGUGGAGGGGAGCUGACCGGUUGAGAUUAUUCAAAGCUGACCUGCGAGAAGAAGGCAGCUUUGAUGAGGCAGUCAGGGGCUGUGAUGGUGUAUUUCAUGUUGCAGCUUCAAUGGAAUUCUACGUUGCUGGAAAUGAAGACAAUGAAAAUUAUGUUCAGCGUAAUAUUAUCGACCCUGCGAUUGAAGGAACACUGAACCUUCUCACAUCUUGCUCCAAAUCCAAUACUGUGAAAAGAGUUGUCUUCACAUCCUCCAUUAGUACUCUUACUGCUAAAGACAGAGCUGGUAAAUGGAGACAAGUCGUUGAUGAAACUUGCCAGACCCCCAGUGAUCAUGUCUGGAAUACAAAACCACCUGGAUGGAUUUAUGUACUCUCCAAGCGUCUUACGGAGGAAGCAGCAUUCAAAUAUGCAAAGGAUAAUGGUAUCGAUCUCAUUUCAGUAAUAACUACUACUGUUGCUGGUGCGUUCCUAACUUCAAGUGUUCCAUCAAGCAUUCAAGCACUCCUAUCUCCAUUAACAGGUGACACCAAGUUCUUUUCAAUACUAUCAGCUGUUAAUGCUAGAAUGGGUUCAAUUGCAUUGGUUCACAUUGACGAUAUAUGCAAUGCACAUAUAUUUCUAAUGGAGCAGACUAGAGCAGAAGGUCGAUACAUAUGCUGUGCCCACAGUUGUGUAUUGCCUCAAUUGAUUAAUCAUCUAGUAGACAAGUAUCCAUGCUCAAACGUCCAGAGGCUAGCAGAGGAAAAACAAGGUUCAAUUUCUCCAGAAAUUUCUUCAACGAAGCUCAGAGACAUGGGGUUUAAG